UAUUAUCUCGAAAUCCAAGGAGGUGUAAUUUUACCGGUGUAAACGUUUGUCCUCCGUUCGCUUGACCGACCGGAACAAAGCAGCUUCCACGUAAAGGCACGAAAUUCCAUUCAAUUUGAAACUAUGGUGACUAUCCUGGGUGUUUUUUUUUUCUCCCUCGUAGCGUCCUCCGUUGGCAAGACCAGAUGCAAGACGACGUCUAUACGACACGAGGAUAACCAGGCAUCUCCAACACCGAGGCUUUUUGUACGACUGUCCUCGGACUCCAGGGCUCAUCGCCCUCCACAGGCGGUCGUCCCAGACAUCACCCAUGCCUGGGUAUCUAGAAUUUUCCUCCAAGGCAUCAUCCUGGGAUGUGCCAUUAUUUGGAACGGAGCAAAUGGACGCGUAAAACCCACUUACUUAGGCGAGUUUUCGUUACUUGGAGGUAUCCAAAAAAAGGUACUUAAAGGGAAGACGAUUGUAGCUAUGGUUUAAGUCGCCAAAACGCCAUGGCAUCUCCUGAGGGACAGAGUGGCCCGAAACAUUACUGUGGCCCAAUUAACCCGUGGGUCAUCCUUGUUUCGUACCACCUUCUGUUGCUUAACCACGAUACAGACGAAACUAUGCAUUGCAAGACGCCGUAGGUAGUACCUACAUGCGAACCAAGCAAAAUG
Molecule: messenger RNA, 656 nt
Organism: Pisolithus orientalis
Lineage: Eukaryota; Fungi; Basidiomycota; Agaricomycetes; Boletales; Pisolithaceae
Exons: 3
Coding region: 124-477 (117 amino acids)
Source: RefSeq, a predicted model, not a curated record